Dimorphilus gyrociliatus is the source of this 748-nucleotide messenger RNA. NCBI's taxonomy places the organism in Eukaryota, Metazoa, Annelida, Polychaeta, Dinophilidae. The record is from the annotation of a GenBank genome assembly.
UAUGCAGUCAAUUGGGCAAAAGUCGAUUAAACCGUUUAGUAAUGAUUACAAGCUGAAAGUUGGAGAACCGUUCAUCGUCAGGUCAAUACGAGAAUUAAACCAGCAGAUCGUGUGUUCUUUAUGUGCCGGAUACUUUAUAGAUGCAACAACAAUAACAGAAUGUCUGCAUACCUUUUGCAAAAGUUGUAUUGUGAAGUAUCUUCAAACAAUGAAAGCAUGUCCUGUAUGUUAUACAAAAAUUCACGAAACAAACCCACUACUCAACCUCAAAAAAGAUCAAGUAAUGCAAGAUAUUGUUUAUAAAUUGAUUGAUGGAUUAUAUGAACGUGAACAAGAUAGAGUUGCUAAGUUUUUUGCAUCCCGUGGUAUGACGCAAGGAGAUGAGCAAGAGAGGCAACGAAGUCACGCAAUUGCUGCUGCAUAUGAAAAUCCAAAUGCUCAUGCAUUCGAAAACGGAACUGUUAUUUGUUUCACGUUAGAAUGUGUAACACAAGAAUCUAUUCAGGGAUAUCAACCAAGAGACUUAGAGAAAAAAUAUGGAAGAGUUUCUGCCCGAGCUACAAUGAUGAAUUUCCAAUCAAUGAUUAGAAAAAAAUUAGAUGUCCCUGAAACUUUAAAGAUCGAUUUAUAUUGUGACGGCCAUUUACUAAGCGACUCAAUGACUUUAAGGAAGGCAACACUCAUAUAUUGGCAUCCUAAACCGUCUCCAGUGGCUAUGCAGUUCUCAGUGUCGCCAAAGUCCAGUUAG